UCCAGACCCGCGCUGACACUCCGCCUGUCGCCCUGACAAGCACCACACCACCAUGAAGAGGCAAAACGUGAGGACCCUCGCCCUAAUCAUCUGCACCUUCACCUACCUGAUAGUCGGCGCCGCGAUUUUUGACGCGUUGGAAUCCCAGGAGGAGACGACUCAGCGGAGGGAGGUGAACCGGACAAAAGAUGAGCUGCUCAAAACCUUCAACUUGUCCCUGGAGGACUUUGACGAGCUGGAGAAGGUGGUACUGCAGCUGAAGCCGCACAAAGCCGGGGUGCAGUGGCAAUUCGCCGGCUCGUUUUACUUCGCCAUCACUGUGAUCACAACCAUAGGAUAUGGCCAUGCAGCCCCCAGCACAGAUGGAGGGAAGGUGUUCUGCAUGCUCUACGCCCUCCUGGGCAUCCCUCUCACCUUGGUCAUGUUCCAGAGCGUUGGUGAGCGGAUCAACACCGUUGUCAGGUACCUGCUCCACCGCCUGAAGAAGUGCCUUGGCAUGAGGCGCACCGAGGUUUCCAUGGUCAACAUGGUGACCAUCGGCUUCAUAUCCUGCAUGAGCACUCUGUGCGUGGGAGCGCUGGCCUUCUCUCAUUUUGAGGGAUGGACCUUCUUUCACGCCUACUACUACUGCUUCAUCACGCUCACCACCAUCGGCUUCGGGGACUAUGUGGCGCUGCAGAAUGACCACGCUCUACAGAAGAAGCCACAAUACGUGGCCUUCAGCUUCAUCUACAUCCUGACAGGCUUGGCUGUGAUCGGAGCCUUCCUCAACUUAGCGGUCCUCCGCUUCAUGACCAUGAACGCUGAGGAUGAGAAGAGGGAUGCUGAGCAGAGGGCUCUACUCGCACAUAAUGGUCAGGCGGGCGGACACAUCCACUGCUCUGUAGACCCGGCCUCCUCCUCCUCCACGCCGUCUGGGUGUGGCGGAGGGAGCGCAGUUGGAGGUAGUGGGGGAGGAGCAGCGAGCCGGGGCCUACGUAACGUUUAUGCCGAGGUGCUCCACUUCCAGUCCAUGUGCUCCUGCCUUUGGUACAAGAGCAGAGAGAAGCUGCAGUACUCCAUACCCAUGAUCAUCCCACGAGAUCUCUCCACUUCGGACACCUACAUGGAGCAGGGAGAGGCUUUCUCCAACCCCCUCCACUCCAACGGCUGUGUGUGCAGCCUGCAGCGCCACUCGGGCAUCAGCUCGGUGUCUACUGGUCUGCACAGCAUCAGCAACUACAGAAGACUCAAUAAACGAAGAAGCUCCAUCUAGAAACCAGGAGAACUUCAUGCUUUAAGGUCAUGUCCCACUUGUGUGCACCAUGUGGUGAGGAGGAGCUCUGCUACUGCGCUCCUAAAUUAGCUGUGGACAUCAGGGGAACACAACUCCAGUCCGAAAGAGACGCAGCGCUCCUGAUGUUUGCUUCUUUAAGGCGCUGAAAAGAAUGGAGCUGCAAGCCAGACUCCAGCCAUGCAUUUAACUUCCAUUAGCUAAGCACAAACCAUUUAGGACUAACAUCAUUACUGAUGUCACUGAGAAAUAAUGCUAAUGGUAGUUUAAGGGGAAUUAAUUACACAAACUCUGAAACUGUUGCUGUUAGAAGACAGGGAAAUUAAAAUAUGUGCAGCUCUUUCUGCACCUCUGAAUUCUAAUAUUAUUAUACUGUAAUGAUAUUGAAUUCAGUAUUUUCUUUGUUCAUAUGACAGAAAAUAUCUUCUAAUAAGAAAAGGGACAAAGUACACUGUGAGCAAUGUUUUUAAGAGGGAGUGGGGUGUAUAAACUGUAAAUAAUGCCCCACUGAGAAAAUACAAACCUUAUUUUAUUGAAUAAUCUUAAAUCCACUUUUUCCAAAAAGAACUUUCCAAAAGGAAUCUUUGGUUGUAUGUAUUAUACUCACUUCAGUGAAAUUAAAAAAUGUAUAUAUUUGGACACUUCACUUGUAGGUGUUAUUGAGGGAAAGCCUAUUUUUUCAAGUUUUCAGAAAUAAUCUCAUUGUCUUCUCCUGUGUGUCUGUAACUGAAGUUCAGGUUCAAGACAAACUUUUCUGAUGUGCUUCAUCUAUUUUCCUUCCAUGAGAAAACUCACAUUUAGAGGCAUUUAACUGACAGUUUUGAUCGAGAGUGAUUGCGCAGGUAUGGCUUAAAUGACUCACUGAAGGACUUUAACCACUAGGCCUCCCUGCCGCCCCUCUCAGACCUCACUGUCGUAUUUUGUACAAAUCACUAUGAAUUUCUUUUUCAUAGUUUCUUCCUGUGCAUCAAACUAUUUUAUGUACUUGUUGCUCGUCAUAUGUUUUCAUAUAGCACAACUAUAUUCUACUAUAGUUUAAACUAGAGCAUGUAAGCUCACUUUGUGCAUAGUAGAAAAUCAUAUCUUAUUCACUGCUGCACCUUAGAAGAUUGUUGUAUUAUGCUUUAGGACACUGGAAUUCAGUGCACAAUUUUAUUUCAUUUUUUUUAUGGAAUCACAUUUAUGUUUUGUUAUGUAAAUGAUAUGCCCUAAUUAAUUCUGUCUUGUGUUAUCAGUCUGAGUUGUUUGAUUCCAUUCUCUGUGUUACUGAUGACUGAGAAUAAUAGCAACACACCUCACUAAUAAAUGGCCUCAGAGUUUGCACCUCAUGCACUUACAGGGUUUUUGCUCCGGCCCCAAGUAACACACUUGAUUCAGCCAACUGAGGUCUUUAUGCAGUGUUCAUUUUGUGUUAGACCUCUGACGGAGUUUUCUUGCAUAAUCUUUAUUUUAUUUUAUUUUUGUAGUUUUGCUUUACAAUGUCUCGAUAUUUUAGUCUUAUCACAUUCACAGUCACAUUUUCAUCUUUUUUUUCUACUGGAAGAUACUUCUUAACUGCAAUAUACCCAUUAACAAUGUUCAGCAUCUCUCAGUAACUGAGUGAAGGACAUGUGUGUGUGGCUAUAC
Molecule: messenger RNA, 2899 nt
Organism: Thunnus maccoyii (southern bluefin tuna)
Lineage: Eukaryota; Metazoa; Chordata; Actinopteri; Scombriformes; Scombridae
Gene: kcnk3a
Product: potassium channel, subfamily K, member 3a
Exons: 2
Coding region: 53-1255 (400 amino acids)
Biological process (GO): potassium ion transmembrane transport; stabilization of membrane potential
Cellular component (GO): membrane
Molecular function (GO): open rectifier potassium channel activity; potassium ion leak channel activity
Source: RefSeq, a predicted model, not a curated record